This is a messenger RNA of Symbiodinium sp. CCMP2456, 1436 nucleotides long. NCBI's taxonomy places the organism in Eukaryota, Dinophyceae, Suessiales, Symbiodiniaceae. The record is from the annotation of a GenBank genome assembly.
GUACAUAGAGGAGAAAAAGCAGAGGGAGGCCACCAACGAUCCAGCCGAUGCGUUCAAUGGGGGACUGGGGGACUUGGUGGGAAACUACAGACAAUGGGUGGUCGUCGUGGAGCACUUCGUCCUCGUCUUCGCAUUGGCUCUGGACUACUACCUCGUCGUCAAAGGUGCUGAACGGGCCAGACUGCAAGAAGGUGGCAUAGCCAACUCGGCCAUUGACCGGGUCGAGCACUUACUGUUGGCUAUGGACGACCAUGCAGCAGCUGAUGCGGGGCCAGAAGUUCGCUGGGCCCUGUGCAGACUGCUGCAACGUGCGGAAGAAGCCACCAACAGCAUCGACUGCCUUAUGGAGAUACUACUUCGUCGACUUCGCCCUCGCGGUGUUUGGCCAAUCAUCAGAGUGCCACGAACUGAGCUGGAGCAGUGGAGGCGCUUUAAUUGGAUCAGACAGUACACGACGGUGUUCACCUCCACCCUGGAACGCCACUUGUCAACGCCGUUGCAGCCGCAGGAACGUCUAGAGUCCCCACCCCGCCCGGCCCCUCCGAUCACUGCUUCUGAGCUACCAACACCCCCCUCCUCUUCUUCGGGACCUGCGCCAAGAAGUGAUGCAGACACAGGGGUGAUGGCCGUGCCCGACACAGGUGAUGAUGAGGGUGUCAAGGACGCCACCUGUGAACCUCAACUCUUCCGCUACCACCGGCAGCUCAGCAGUCUCCCUCCCACCGCUGGGACCUCAGACAACUCGUGCUCUUGCGGGGGAACUUUUGGGAAUCUGGACAGAGCCUUCUUCCACCUCCUCUACGACCUUGGCCCCCUCCACUUCAACGACGUCUGUGGUAUGCUCGGCUACCUGGACUCACGCUUCGGAGCACAGCUCGUCGUCCUCGCCUACUGUACCAACCUGGAGUACAUUGCCGUGUGGUACUACCUCGCCGUGUUGGACUACUUCGCCGUGUUGGACUACCCCACCGUCCGGGAGUACCUCGUCGAGCUGGACGCCCACGCCAUUCUCGCCUCCUUCUCCGUGCUGGACCACCCCGAGCAAUGGAACAACCCGGUAUGUGGAGUGCUCGCCUGGUUGCCUUGGAUUAAGGACAUCGACUACCACCUCCUCCGAGGAGGCUACAACACUUGCUUCGGCUACUGGGAGUGGCGAUCGAGGCCCAGAUCUGGGAAUGCAUUGCCAGGGAAGCGUGCUUUGGCAGUGGGGAGUCGACUUCGGGAACCACACAGGAAGUCCGUGGACUUUGUGCUCUUCUUCGUCCUGGCCUUCCGUCAACAUUGGGGGACUUGUGGGAUGUCCUGCCAGGUGAAGAACGACACACGGUCGUGGGGCUCCGACGUCGUACUUGGCAACACACGGUGCGGCGCCUCCAUGAAGCUCAUGGGCAAGUGGUUCCAGCAGGGCGAUGGCCGUCGGAAAAUGACAGGGAACU